Leopardus geoffroyi (Geoffroy's cat) is the source of this 513-nucleotide messenger RNA. Its product is annotated as phospholipid-transporting ATPase ABCA3-like. The coding region runs from base 194 to 418 and encodes 74 amino acids. The record is from RefSeq and is a predicted model, not a curated record. NCBI's taxonomy places the organism in Eukaryota, Metazoa, Chordata, Mammalia, Carnivora, Felidae. The transcript is spliced from 5 exons.
UGCUCGCGGGGCCGGCAGGCAGCUGGGCGGUUGGCGAAGGCGUUGGGAGGAGGCGCCGCGCCCGGUGACCCGCGUCCCUCAGCGGCGGAGGCGCAGAGUUGAAUUGUGGAAGAGUGGACUUGUUGACAUUCAACCAAUUUGCAGUGCUCCUCUGGAAAAAUUUCACUUUAAAGUUCGAGGGUUUGCUUCAGAAAUGGAGUUUGAGAAGUAUGUUAAGUAUGACUCUGGAUCUCAUAAAAUACUGGCUGCCAUCAUUUUCGACUGUAACUUCAAAAGCAGCAGUGAUCCUCUGCCACUUCAGGUAACGACAUACACCAGGAGAAUCAAGGGAUUAUUGGCUACCACAUUCAAAAAAAGGAAAUCUGCUGGGAAAAGGUGUUUAGGAUUUUGGAAGAAGCUAAAGCACUAUUCAAUCUAGAAGACUAUUCUGUCAGAUAACACUGGAACAAAUAUUCCUGACCAUUGCUAAUAUUGAUAAAACAAAAUACUCAAAUAAACCUGCUAUGAGAUUCA